GCCGGUCGAGUCUCGCACCGGCAGCCGCCCGCUGCACCAUGAGCCGACGGCGUCUUUCGCUCCGGUUCCCGCUGCUGCUGCUGCUGCUGCUGCUGCCGUCGACGCCCCCCGUCCUGCCCGCGGACCCCGGGGAGCCCGCGCCGGUGAACCCCUGUUGUUACUACCCGUGCCAGCACCAGGGCGUCUGUGUCCGCUUCGGCCUCGACCGCUACCAGUGUGACUGCAGCCGCACGGGCUACUCUGGCCCCAACUGCACCACUCCCGAGCUGUGGACCUGGCUCCGGAAUUCACUGCGGCCCAGCCCCUCUUUCCUGCACUUCCUGCUGACGCACGGACGCUGGUUCUGGGAGCUUGUCAAUGCCACCUUCAUCCGCGAGAUGCUCAUGCGCCUGGUACUCACAGCGCGUUCCAACCUUAUCCCCAGCCCCCCCACCUACAACUUAGACCACGAUUACAUCAGCUGGGAGUCCUUCUCCAACUUGAGCUAUUACACGCGUGUUCUGCCCUCCGUGCCCCAAGACUGCCCCACACCCAUGGGGACCAAAGGGAAGAAGCAGCUGCCAGACGCCGAGCUCCUGAGCCAUCGCUUCCUGCUCAGGAGGAAGUUCAUACCUGACCCCCAGGGUGCCAACCUCAUGUUUGCCUUCUUUGCACAACACUUUACCCACCAGUUCUUCAAAACUUCUGGCAAGAUGGGUCCUGGCUUCACUAAGGCCUUGGGCCACGGGGUAGACCUUGGCCACGUUUAUGGAGACAAUCUGGACCGUCAGUAUCAGCUGCGGCUCUUUAAGGAUGGGAAACUCAAGUACCAGAUGCUGGACGGAGAGAUGUACCCACCCUCGGUGGAAGAGGCACCUGUGGUGAUGCACUACCCCAAGGGCAUUCCGCCCCAGAGCCAGAUGGCCGUGGGCCAAGAGGUGUUUGGACUGCUUCCCGGGCUCAUGCUUUAUGCCACGCUCUGGCUGCGUGAACACAACCGCGUGUGUGACCUGCUGAAGGCUGAGCACCCAACCUGGGGAGAUGAGCAGCUCUUCCAGACGACCCGCCUCAUCCUUAUAGGGGAGACCAUCAAGAUCGUGAUCGAGGAGUACGUGCAGCAGCUGAGCGGCUACUUCCUGCAGCUCAAGUUCGACCCCGAGCUGCUGUUCGGCGUCCAGUUCCAGUACCAGAACCGCAUUGCCAUGGAGUUCAACCAUCUCUACCACUGGCACCCGCUCAUGCCUGACUCCUUCAAGGUGGGCUCCCAGGACUACGGCUACGAGCAGUUCCUGUUCAACACGUCCAUGCUGGUGGACACUGGGGUGGAGGCCCUGGUGGACGCCUUCUCUCGCCAGAGCGCUGGCCGGAUUGGUGGGGGUAGGAACAUGAACCCCCACGUCCUGCACGUGGCCAUCGAUCUCAUCAAGGAAUCCCGAGAGCUGCGGCUGCAGCCCUUCAACGAGUACCGCAAGAGGUUUGGCAUGAAGCCCUACACCUCCUUCGAGGAGUUCACAGGAGAGAAGGAGAUGGCGGCUGAGUUGGAGGAGCUGUAUGGAGACAUCGAUGCCUUGGAAUUCUACCCGGGGCUGCUUCUUGAGAAGUGCCAUCCGAACUCCAUCUUUGGGGAGAGUAUGAUAGAAAUCGGAGCUCCCUUUUCCCUCAAGGGCCUCUUGGGGAACCCCAUCUGUUCUCCAGAGUACUGGAAGUCCAGCACGUUUGGUGGCGAGAUGGGCUUUGACCUUGUCAAGACGGCCACACUGAAGAAGCUGGUUUGCCUCAACACCAAGACUUGUCCCUAUGUUUCCUUCCAUGUCCCCCACGGCGCCCCACAGGAGGAUGGGUCAGCAGUGGAGCGGCCGUCCUCUGAGCUCUGAGGACAGCAGCAUUCUGAAGGGUAGAGCUUUCUUCUUGUCUUUCCAGAGUGCUGAGGCCAAGGCGAAUAGCCUUAGACGCUGGGUUUCUAGUGUGGCAUCGAGAGUGUAUCAGGGUUGAAAUUUAGAACUUUGUGUCUCUCACCCGUUAUGUGGAAUAUUGUGGUCGUGUAUGGCACCCGAGAAUACUGAAUUCCUGGUUAACCAUUCGGAAAGUUAGAAGUGGUUCUCAUUGGCAUGCCAGACAACUGGGUUCCUGGCUGACAAUCGAGAGUGUCAGAUUUCUGGCUGAUUUGGAAUCCAGGCAUUCUGGAACGCGGAGCCCGUGAUGAAAUCGUCUAGAACACCAGUGUUCUUGUGUUGCAUUCUAGACUUCUGAUUGGCAAGUCAGAAUGUUGUGUUCCUGGCUGCCGAUCCCAAACAGUGGCUGGAAUGCCAGACAAUCCAGGUCUGAAUGUCUAGAAUGUUGAUUUGAUUCAUUUUCCUGGUCAGGGAGAGAUCCACACAGAACAGGAGACUCUAAUGUCUACCAAGAAUGCAUUGCCUGAAUCUGUGCCUGCAGUGACGGAGCAAGGAGGGGGGUGGUCUUUCUGGGACCCCGACUUAGACCCCGGUUCGAGGAUAUAGAGAGAACAAGUGGGCUUUUCCCAGGCCACUCUGUCUCCAGCCAGGUCUUGACUCAUGGCAGCUGUUUCUCAUGAAGCGAAUAAAGUCCUUUUUCCAA
Messenger RNA from Molossus molossus (Pallas's mastiff bat), 2574 nucleotides. RefSeq names its product prostaglandin-endoperoxide synthase 1 (gene PTGS1). Gene Ontology annotation, biological process: cyclooxygenase pathway; response to oxidative stress. Gene Ontology annotation, molecular function: prostaglandin-endoperoxide synthase activity; heme binding; oxidoreductase activity, acting on single donors with incorporation of molecular oxygen, incorporation of two atoms of oxygen. The transcript is spliced from 11 exons. NCBI's taxonomy places the organism in Eukaryota, Metazoa, Chordata, Mammalia, Chiroptera, Molossidae. Bases 39 to 1853 code for a protein of 604 amino acids. Gene Ontology annotation, cellular component: neuron projection; cytoplasm. The record is from RefSeq and is a predicted model, not a curated record.